AUGCGCGGGGGCGGCGCGGGGGCGGCGGGGCCUCCAUGGCCCCCUGAGGGGGUCCCCGCGGGCAGCCCGGGAACCCCCCGCUCCCCUCGGUGCGAGGGAUGGAGGAGGCGGAGCAGCAGCGCGCAGGGGGCGGCUGGGCCGAGUGGGGGCCCGGCCCGGGGGGGUCCCCGCCGUGGGUGCCCCCCCCGCCGCCCGACGGGGACGAGGAGCCCAAGCGGGGCCGAGGCGCGGAGUGGGGCGGCCCGGAGCCCUCCGGGGACGCGGGGCCGGCCCGGCCGGCGGCGGCAGCGCCGCCCAAAGCGGCGGGGGACGAGAAGGCCGCGCGGCCCCCCCCGGGCCGGGGCCGAGGCGCGGGGAAAGGGCGCGGGGGGCGCCGGCAAAGCGGCCGGCAAAGGGCCGGCGGGAGAGGAGCGCAGCCCCCGCAAAGCCGCCGAGGAGCGCGGGGCCCGCGGCGGGGAGCGGCCCGGCCCCGAGGACAAGGCCCGGCGGCCGCUGGCGGGUCCCCGCGGCGGGGCCGGCCCCGAGCAGCGCGGGGAGUGGGGGGCGAGCUGGGCGCCCGCCGAGCCGGAGCCCCCCGAGGACUUUCUGCCCCCUCCGGAGUGCCCCGUGUUCGAGCCCAGCUGGGCCGAGUUCAGCGACCCGCUGGGUUACAUCGCCAAGAUCCGCCCGAUCGCCGAGAAAAGCGGCAUCUGCAAGAUCCGACCCCCGGCCGACUGGCAGCCCCCCUUUGCUGUUGAGGUCGACAACUUCAGGUUCACCCCCCGCAUCCAGCGGCUCAACGAGCUGGAGGCACAGACCCGGGUGAAGCUGAACUACCUGGACCAGAUCGCCAAAUUUUGGGAGAUCCAGGGCUCCUCCCUCAAGAUUCCCAACGUGGAGCGGCGCAUCCUCGACCUCUACAGCCUCAGCAAGGUGGUGAUGGAGGAGGGUGGCUACGAGGCCAUCUGCAAGGACCGGCGGUGGGCGCGCGUGGCCCAGCGCCUCUCGUACCCGUCGGGGAAGAACAUCGGCUCCCUGCUGCGGGCGCACUACGAGCGCAUCAUCUACCCCUACGAGAUGUACCAGUCUGGGGCCAACCUGGUGCAGUGCCACGCGCGGCCCUUCGAGAGCGAGGAGAAGGACCGCGAGUACAAACCGCACAGCAUCCCCCUGCGGCAGUCGGUGCAGCCCUCCAAGUUCAACAGCUACGGCCGGCGCGCCAAGCGCCUGCAGCAGGAGCCCGAGCCCACGGAGGAGGACAUUGAGAAGAACCCCGAGCUGAAGAAGCUGCAGAUUUACGGGGCCGGCCCCAAAAUGCUGGGGCUGGGGCUGGUGGCCAAGGACAAGACUCUGAGGAAGAAAGACAAGGAGGGCCCCGAGUGCCCGCCCACGGUGGUGGUGAAGGAGGAGCCGCUGCCGGAGCCGCCCGAGCUGCGCCACAGCCCCGAGCCCUGCACCAAGAUGACCAUGAGGCUGCGCCGCAGCCACAGCAGCAGCCAGUUCGUGGACUCGUACAUCUGCCGGAUCUGCUCGCGCGGUGACGAGGACGACAAGCUGCUGCUGUGCGACGGCUGCGACGACAACUACCACAUCUUCUGCCUGCUGCCCCCCCUGCCCGAGAUCCCCAAGGGCAUCUGGCGCUGCCCCAAAUGCGUCAUGGCGGAGUGCAAGCGGCCCCCGGAGGCGUUUGGCUUCGAGCAGGCGACGCGCGAGUACACGCUGCAGAGCUUCGGGGAGAUGGCCGACGCCUUCAAGGCUGACUACUUCAACAUGCCCGUGCACAUGGUGCCCACGGAGCUGGUGGAGAAGGAGUUCUGGCGCCUGGUGAACAGCAUCGAGGAGGACGUGACGGUCGAGUACGGCGCCGACAUCCACUCCAAGGAGUUCGGCUCCGGCUUCCCCGUGCGCGACGGCAAGCGGCGCCUGUCCCCCGAGGAGGAGGAGUACGCGGGCAGCGGCUGGAACCUGAACGUGAUGCCGGUGCUGCAGCAGUCGGUGCUGUGCCACAUCAACGCCGACAUCUCGGGCAUGAAGGUGCCCUGGCUCUACGUGGGCAUGGUGUUCUCAGCCUUCUGCUGGCACAUCGAGGACCACUGGAGCUACUCCAUCAACUACCUCCACUGGGGCGAGCCCAAGACCUGGUACGGGGUGCCGUCGUUCGCGGCCGAGCACCUGGAGGAGGUGAUGAAGAAACUGACGCCCGAGCUGUUCGAGAGCCAGCCCGACCUCCUGCACCAGCUGGUCACCCUCAUGAACCCCAACACCCUCAUGGCCCACGGCGUCCCCGUGGUCCGGACCAACCAGUGCGCCGGCGAGUUCGUCAUCACCUUCCCCCGCGCCUACCACAGCGGCUUCAACCAGGGCUACAACUUUGCUGAGGCUGUCAACUUCUGCACAGCCGACUGGCUCCCCGCAGGCCGUCAGUGCAUCGAGCACUACCGCCGGCUGCGCCGGUACUGCGUGUUCUCGCACGAGGAGCUGAUCUGUAAGAUGGCCGCCAGCCCCGAGAAGCUGGACCUGAACCUGGCGGCCGCCGUGCACAAGGAGAUGUUCGUGCUGGUGCAGGAGGAGAGGAAACUGCGCAAGGCCCUGCUGGAGAAGGGCAUCACUGAGGCAGAGCGUGAGGCCUUCGAGCUGCUGCCUGAUGACGAGAGGCAGUGUGACAAGUGCAAGACCACCUGUUUCCUGUCAGCCCUGGCCUGCUACGACUGUCCCCAGGGCCUGGUCUGCCUGUACCACAUGGACGACCUGUGCAAGUGCCCCCGCAGCAAGCAGUACCUGAGGUACCGCUACACGCUGGACGAGCUGCCGGCCAUGCUGCACAAGCUCAAGGUGCGCGCCGAGUCCUUCGACACCUGGGCCAACAAGGUGCGCGUCGCCCUGGAGCUGGAGGACGGCCGCAAGCGCACGCUGGAGGAGCUGCGGGCGCUGGAGUCGGAGGCGCGCGAGCGCAAGUUCCCCGAGAACGAGCUGCUGCACCGCCUCAAGGGCUGCCUGGGGCAGGCCGAGCGCUGCGUGUCCGAGGCGCUGGGGCUCAUCAGCUCCCAGGAGACGGGGGUCCCCGCGCCGGCGCUGACGGUGGAGGAGCUGCGGGCGUUCCUGGAGCAGAUGAACCAGCUGCCCUGUGUCAUGCACCAGAUCGGGGACGUGCAGGCGCUGCUGGAGCGGGUGGAGUCGUUCCAGGCGGAGGCUCGGGCGGCUCUGGCCGUUCCCCCGCCCGCGCCGGGGGCGCUGCAGGCGCUGCUGGAGCGCGGGGCGCGGCUGGGCGUGGAGGUGCCCGAGGGCCGGCGGCUGGAGCGGCAGCUGGCGCAGGCGGCCUGGCUGGAGGAGGUGACGGCCACGCUGCGCUCGCCGCGCGCCCGCGUCCCCCUGCCCGUCAUGCGCGGCCUCAUCCAGGCCGGCCGCACCGUGGCCCCCAGCCCCGCCGUGGACGUGGCCAUGGCCGAGCUGCAGGAGCUGCUGACCAUCGCCCAGCGCUGGGAGGAGAAGGCGCAGAUGUGCCUGGAGGCCAGGCAGAAGCACCCCCCGGCCACGCUGGCCGCCAUCAUCCAGGAGGCCGAGAACAUCCCGGCGCUGCUGCCCAACAUCCAGGCCCUGAAGGAGGCGCUGGGCAAGGCGCGGGCCUGGAUCGCCGACGUGGAGGAGAUCCAGAACGGUGACCACUACCCGUGCCUGGAUGACCUGGAGGGGCUGGUGGCCGUGGGCCGGGACCUGCCGGUGCGGCUGGAGGAGCUGCGGCAGCUGGAGCUGCAGGUCGGCACCGCGCACUCGUGGCGGGACAAGGCCUCCCGCACCUUCCUCAAGAAGAACUCCUGCUACACCCUGCUCGAGGUGCUGUGUCCCUGCGCCGACGCCGGCUCGGACAGCAGCAAGAGGCUCAAGUGGCGGCAGGAGCCGGGGCUGUACCGGCUGGACGCCGAGAGCCUGGGGCUGUCAGCGCAGGACCUGCGCGACCCCGGCGCCGUGAUCGUGGCGUUCAAGGAGGGCGAGCAGAAGGAGAAGGAGGGCAUGCUGCGCCUGCGCCACGCCAACGCCCAGAAAGCCGCGCCGCCCGCGCCGGGCCCGGGGCCGCCGUCCUGCGUCUGCGGGCAGCCGGCCGGGCCGGCCAUGCUGCAGUGCCAGCUCUGCCGGGACUGGUUCCACGGCUCCUGCGUGGCCUGGCCCCGCCUGGGCGCCCAGAAACCCUCCCCGGCCUGGUGGGAGUGGGACGCCAAGUUCCUGUGCCCGCUGUGCCAGCGCUCGCGCCGGCCGCGCCUGGAGACCAUCCUGGCGCUGCUGGUGGCCCUGCAGAAGCUGCCGGUGCGGCUGCCCGAGGGCGAGGCCCUGCAGUGCCUCACCGAGCGAGCCAUCACCUGGCAGGACCGCGCCCGCCAGCUGCUGGCGUCCCCCGAGGUGGCCGCGCCCCUGGAGCGGCUGGCGGCGCUGCGGCACCGGCUGCACGGGGACGGCGACGGGGCGCUGCGCGAGGCCAGCCGCAACGAGCAGACCAAGGGGGCAGGUUUUGGGGUCCCAGGGCAGGCCGAGCCCCCCAGAACACGUUCCCCCCACCCCGCAGGUGUCGGUGGAGAACGGGGACGCCCCCAGCCCCGAGAAGAACGGACCCCUGCCCUCGGAGCUGGAGGCGCUGAGCGCGGCGCUGCCCCGCCUGCAGGCGCAGGGCCCGGCGCUGGAGCUGCCCGAGGGGGGGCACAGUGCAGUGUCCCCAUGGUGUCCCCAUGUCCAUGCAGUGUCCCUGCAGUGUCCCCACAAUGUCCCCGUGGUGUCCCCGCAGAGCUGGAGGCGCUGAGCGCGGCGCUGCCCCGCCUGCAGGCGCAGGGCCCGGCGCUGGAGCUGCCCGAGGGGACGCGGCGGCCGCUGGAGGAGCUGAUGAUGGAGGGCGACCUGCUGGAGGUGACGCUGGACGAGGCCCAGAGCAUCUGGAGGCUGCUGCAGGCCACGCGCCCGCCCCCGCUGGGCCUGUUCCGCCUGCUGCUCGAGCUGGAGCAGGCGGAGCGCCGCGGGGCGCGGGGCCGCGCCCGGGACCCCGAGCGGCGGCGGAAGCGACGCGCGGAGCGGGGACACCUCCCGGCGGCCGCCAAGGAGGAGCUGGAGCCAAAGAGGAGCCGGGGGCCCGAGGGGGGCGGCGACCCCCGGGACAGCCCCACGGCCGGGCCCCAGACCCCGGGGGACUCGUGACGCGGAGCCCCCAGCUCGGACGGACACGGUGGGGAUGGACCCUGCGACCCCCCCCAAAACCUCCCCAAUUUUUGGGUGGGGGGAGGGGCGCUCUCCCCUCUCCCCCCCUCCCCCCCCGCGAUGUAAUUAUUUGAGUUGUUUCUUUUGUAUCGUUCAGCCCCGAGGAGGGGGGGGGGGGGUUGGGC
Oenanthe melanoleuca is the source of this 5339-nucleotide messenger RNA. RefSeq names its product lysine demethylase 5C (gene KDM5C). The transcript has 29 exons. Lineage: Eukaryota; Metazoa; Chordata; Aves; Passeriformes; Muscicapidae. Gene Ontology annotation, cellular component: nucleus. Gene Ontology annotation, biological process: chromatin remodeling. The record is from RefSeq and is a predicted model, not a curated record. Gene Ontology annotation, molecular function: DNA binding; histone demethylase activity. The coding region runs from base 1 to 5154 and encodes 1717 amino acids.